Aspergillus homomorphus CBS 101889 is the source of this 4244-nucleotide messenger RNA. Its product is annotated as SH3 domain protein. The transcript has 4 exons. The coding region runs from base 315 to 3953 and encodes 1212 amino acids. NCBI's taxonomy places the organism in Eukaryota, Fungi, Ascomycota, Eurotiomycetes, Eurotiales, Aspergillaceae. The record is from RefSeq and is a predicted model, not a curated record. Gene Ontology annotation, molecular function: protein binding.
CUCUCCUCCCCCCAAUCCCCGCCCAUCAUUCCCUAGUUACUUCCGCCUUUGAUUUACAAUUCUUCCCACUUUCAUAGUCUUUCUCUUCUCCCUUUACUUUUUCUGAAUACUUUCUCAUCUAGUGGACAUUGUGCUUCUUGACUGCACAGGCCACCUCGCAGUUAAGCACAUCCUGCAUAUUUUCCACUGCAUAAAGCCGUACAUAAUUUAGUGCUUCUGCCUGCAAAUAUUCCGCCUGCCUGUUCGCUUCAAAUCACCCCUCCGAUCCAAAGUCAUUCAUCCCACCUCCGUGACCGGAACUUUCGAUUUGCCAAAUGUCCAACCCGCCCUUCACGGUCAGAGCGGUCUUUGAUUAUUCUUCGGACCACGAUGAUGACCUUAAUUUCGCCAUUGGACAGAUCAUAACUGUCACAGCCGAGGAAGAUGCAGAAUGGUACUUCGGUGAGUAUGCGGACGACUCCGGGCGCAAAGUAGAGGGUAUUUUCCCCAAGAACUUCGUCGAAAGAUAUGAGCCCCCUGCUCCCCCGCGGCCGACUCGUCCAAGCAGACCCAGAAAGGAGGUAGAGGCGGUCCCCCCGCCCCCCGCGCCCGCUGUCGCAGCUGCAAUCUCUCCUACGGAGAGUUCCUACCCUCCCGAGCCUGAGCCUGAGCCCGAGCCCGAGCCCGAGCCCGAGGUAGAGAAGACGACUGCAGCCGUACCUCAGCCUCCGAGCUCCCCACCCCCAGCGCUGGCAUCACCAACUCGUGAGGUUCCUUCUCCGCCUAAGCCGGUAUCAGUUCCAGUCGCCCAGCCUCCGACGAAAGAGGCCAGCGAACCAGCUCCCAAACCUGCAUCUAAACCACCGCCUCCCGCUGUCGCCGAGAAGCCCACCGGGUCAUCCUUUAAGGACCGUAUUGCGGCAUUCAACAAAUCUGCCGCGCCGCCAGUUACGCCUUUCAAGCCAGGCGGACUUCCUCAGAGCUCCAACACUUUCAUCAGGAAACCGUUUGUUGCACCGCCACCCAGCAAGAACGCAUAUGUACCUCCGCCCAGAGAGCCUCCCCAGAAGGCAUAUCGCAGAGAAGAGGAAUCCGAUGUGCAAGAGCGGGUUACGCGGGAACCUCCAGUGUCUGAGGCCCGUCCCUUGUCCAGUGAUGGUCCAGAAGAAGGUGCGGAGGAUCAACCCAAGCCAACAACUCUGAAGGAACGCAUUGCGCUUCUCCAGAAACAACAGAUGGAACAGACUGCUCGCCAUGCUGAAGCUGCGCAAAAGAAGGAAAAGACUAAACGGCCUCCUAAGAAGCGUCUCGAAUCCCACGAAGAUACUCUUCCGGUACAAGACCUCUCAGCCGAAGGAGCCGAGCCGAUUGAACAGGCACGGGAACAUGCUCAUGAUGCAGCGGUCCCAGCCGUGCCGCAACCUGCGAUGCCACCUCCACUUGCACAUGAGCUCACCAGCGAUACCAAUGAUGCCGAUGACUCUGCUGCUGCCGACACGGAGGACGCGGAAGAAACAUCGACAAGCAAGGAGGACUCCGACGAGCGGAACCGUGCAGAGGCUCGGCGUCAAGCUCAGGCCCAGGAUGCUCAGUUGAAGGCAGAACGUAGAGAUGAGCCAGAGUCGGAUGAGGAUAACGAAGAAGCUGAGGAACAACCUCAGGAGGAAGAGGAAGAGGAGAUUGACCCCGAGGUCAAGCGAAAGAUGGAGCUUCGAGAAAGAAUGGCGAAGAUGAGUGGCGGUAUGGGCAUGAUGGGUUUCUUCGGACCUCCUGGUGGUAUGCCUGUUCCUGGUGCGGCUCGCAAACCCAAGGCGCCCGUGGAAGCAGAGAACGCUGUGGAUGAUGAAAGCUCCCGUCCCGCCCCAGCCCCUCCAGUCCCUAUUAUGGCCUUGCCCGGAAUGAAUGUAGGCAAGCCUCCAGUCUAUCCUAACGUCGAGAAAGAAGAGGAGGCGGAGGAGGAAGAGCAGGAAGAGUCCCCUGCAAGCCCAAUUACCGAGCAGCAUGCUGCAUACGAGGUUCCUGAUGUGGAGCAAGUUGUCCAUGAAGAGCCUCCGACCCGUCGCAUGUCUGCCGAUAGACCAUUUACGCCGCAAGAGCGUGCAGUUCCUCCCCCUCCCCCCCUCGACACGCGCCCGGUGCCACCUCCAGUUCCUCAUGAGCAGCCUUUGUCUCCUCCGCCGGUGCCAGGAUCCCAAUCUCUGCCACCUCCCAAGGGCGCAGCACCUGCUGACCCAGGAGACGAAUCUGAUGAUGAAUUAUCGCUGCAUCCCAAUGCUACUCCGACCACUGCACCAUCAGAGCAACCGGCGCCUCCGCUCCCCGACCAUCUUGACUCUCGUCGAUCAUCGACCUACGAUACAACGUCUCCCAAGUCGCCUACGCUACCCGCAGACAAGAGAAUGAGUCGCCCUCCUCCACCCGUGCCAGCGAACCCCCCAGUCUCAUCCCAAAACAGGCCGAUUCCGCCCCCUCCUCCAGUCAACAUUCGGCGGAGGUCUACGACCGAUAGUCGGACAAGCAUGGCUUCGCAGCCCCGCCAAGCCGGAGAGGGAGCCGACGGCGAAAUCACGGAAUAUGAUGGCGACUACGACACUGACAUUGCAUCUGGUGCUAAGUUCAAGGAUGCUCUGAAGUCUCACGGCCGCGAUUCUAGCCUUGACGAAGGUGUCAUGACCGAUGAACACACGCUUCAAUCCCCUAGAAGCCCACCCCAGACUCGUCUCCCGCCCCCACCUCCUUUGUCUGCCCCACGAGCCGUGCCCCCUCCACCCCCAAUUCAACCUCCCAAGAGUGCCGGCAGAGACUCUCUACAGUCGCCAAGAGGGCCUCCACCCCCUCCACCCCAACGAGAGCCAUCAUACGGGGGUGAUGACGAUGAAUAUGACCCUUACCGUUAUACCGCCCCGCAACAUGGGGUGCCUGUCUCAAGAGCACCGCCACCGAUUCCCACUGGUCCAGCAGAAGCUGCACCUAUGCCUCCUCAGGCUGCUGAAGAAGAGUCUGAUGAUAUGUAUGAUUCCUCGCCUGUGCAAAAUUUCGGUGAGAUGUCUAUUCAGUCCCCUAUCGAAAAACGCACCUCAAUGGCUCCUCCGCCUCCUAGCCUGCCUCCGCCUACACCUCGCAGCAACCGAGCAUCGCUGGACAUUCCGCGAGCCCAACCCAGUGUUCGGAGAUCCAUGGACGUUUCUCGUCCGUCCAUUGAUCUGGGCUUCAUUGCCACGGACGUUGACUUGGCAGAGAACACUCUUUGGUGGACGCAUUCCAAUACUCCUCCUCCUGCUUUCCAGAACCGGAAGGACGUUCUGCUUGAGUUCGAGGAGUCAAAUUCCUCCAAGCGUGGCGGUAAAACUACUGUGACCAAGGAUAUCUAUAUCUUGUUCAUCGACUACUCGCAGACCGUGAUCACUGUGAACUUUGAUGCUCGCAACCCCUCUGAUGCGACUUUAGAACAGCGUCACGAGGCGCCUCCUCACCAACCUCGUCAAGACCAGCUGGAGACUGCCCAUCAUCAGAUCGGAACACGCAUCGCCAACGCGAUCAAUGGCAUCCAGAACACUACUGUUGCGGAUGGCUCUCCACAUGGCUUGGUGCAGCAUUUGCUAAGCCCCCUGUCUGAUGUCCUCCUUCCGGUUGGCACCCGCGCCUAUGGGGCCCUGGUCUAUUCCAAUUUGGCCAAUGCUUCCGUGCAGCAAAACGACGAGAUCCGCGCAGGAGAUAUUGUCAGUUUCCGCAACGCACGAUUCCAGGGUCAUCGUGGCACGAUGCAUCAGAAGUACAGCUCUGAGGUGGGCAAACCUGAUCACGUAGGCAUUGUCGUUGACUGGGAUGGCACCAAGAAGAAGAUCCGCGCCUGGGAGCAGGGCAGAGAAAGCAAGAAGGUUAAGAUGGAGAGUUUCAAGCUGAAUGACUUACGGAGUGGAGAAUGUAAGGUGUGGCGUGUCAUGCCUCGGAGUUAUGUUGGUUGGGACAAAUAAGGAAGGAGAAUCAAUUACCUAAUGUAUGAAGGGCCUGGCGCUGGAAUCAUGAAAAAAUCCUCUAUGGACGAUUGAUGCCGUUGUCCGGGCCUCGGAGGCCGGUGCGGAGCUCUGCUGACAUGUACUGCCGAUGAGCUUGCAAAUAGGUCUGUGUGAAGAUACGAGUGGAGAUGGUGUUUUAUGAUCUGCUUCCAGAUAUUACCUACCUUUCUUGUUGUAACUAUCUAUUGAUGGUCGUUCCGUGUGUCUGUAAAUGCACUAUGGUGGCUAUUGCUUCGUUUUACUAUCGGC